AAAAUAAUGAUAAAGUAAACAGCUUUGUUAAACCAUAAUCAAAUGUUUAGUUGCAGAAGUAUUAUAAAUAUAUUUAAAAUAAAACAGAGAGAGCAGUGGCGGUGGUUAAUCAUCAAGAGCACUUUUUUUGAUGCAGGCGUGGGUAUAAAUCCAGGACCUUUGCUCAAGAACUUUCUUUUUCUUUUUUCACUUCCCUUCAAUUUCCCCCAAAUUCUUCACUUUUUUUCUUUUUUUUUUAUAAAUCUCUCUGUCUUUUGAACAUUUUUAUGUUUAGUAUUAACUCCACAAUCUGAUCAUUAUGCUUCUUCUUACACACACCCAGAGUCACAGUCUCGAAUACCUUUUUCUCUAUUCGUCUGGGUUUAUGUCUUUAUUAUUUGAAACUUUGGAGUACAACAAAGUCCUCAGAGCCCCAAAAAUUUCGUGCUAAUUUUUCAAGCUAAAGUUAUAAUUAUCAUCAUUCCUCACGUUGUUGUUAAAGAAGAAAAAAAGAGAAAAGAAUAUGCAAAGUUAUCAGUCCAAAAUGGUAUGCAGAGCAUAGUCCCAAAAGUAGGAGCAGUACAGAAUCUGAAAUGGGGUAUCUUUUCUUUCCCCACUUUUUAGUUCUUGGUCUUUCUCUCUUUCAGAGCUCUGUUUAUUCUGACUAGGGUUUUUUGUUUCCUGGGUUUUAUUUUUUUUUUAGAAGGAACUGUUGGAGGGGUUUGAAUGGUAGUAUUUAUGGUGAUAGAAUCAAUGUCUCUGCUCAAUUAAUUGCUUCAAUCCACUGUUUUUGAGCGGUUUCUUGAACUGGGCUUUUGUUUAUUUCGGACAUUUGGGCGUUUCAUUAGUGUAAUUUUGCUAAGGACUGCUGGAAAUUCAAGCGUUUCUCUGGGGGAUUGCAGUGUUCAUUUUCUUUCGGUGGUCCUUACUGUGCUUUAUCGGUGCAUGGACUUGUUUCAAUCAUCUGCAUUUAUUUUUCCUUUGCUUGGUGGUCAUUUGAGUGGAGAAAGGUGACAAUCCUCUUGGUGUAGCUAGUAUCGAGUUUUUUCCUGGCCUUAUAUUAUUUUUUGAGAAGCGACUGCAAGUCUUUGGUUGUUUGAGUUCGAAACUUUUAAGUAAUAGAUAUGGCUGAAAAGGAUAAUCUUGAAGAAGCAAAAAGGAGUGAGGAUCUUCUGAGCUAUCAAUCAGCAAAUGUUACUUCAGAAUGGCAAUUAACUGGUAGUCAUCUAUCAAGCACUGGAUUGAUCCCUCCAGGCAGUUCUGGGUCUGUUUCUAGAGGGGAUAUUGUUGAGCAGCCUUCUUGCUCUGAUGCUAAUCGAAUCGACUCAUUCAACCCAACUAUGUGGGAUCAACCGUCAAGUUCGAAUAAUUUAGGUUUUGUUGACAACAUAGUCCAGCACAAUUCCAGUUAUUUAAAUCCUUUGGUAAACCGAACAGGUUGUCCUGUCCCUCUGGGAGCUGGUGGUGACGGUUUGGUUGGCUUAAACUGGACUCCACCAAAUGCAAUGUUGAAAGGGGGUAUGUUUCUUCCUGGUGCACCUGGAUUUCUCCCUCAGAGUUUGACCCAUUUUCCAGCUGAUGCAGGGUUUAUUGAAAGAGCUGCAAGAUAUUCAUGCUUCAGUGGUGGGAAUUUUAGUGAAAUAAUGAACCCCUUCAACAUGCCUGAGCCUGUGAAUCCGUACUCGAGGGGUCUGGCUCCAAUUCUUGGAUCACAAGAGGGUUUGACUGGAAAUGGAUUGAAGUCAAUGUCUGGGAUGCCAUCACAAAGUAAUGAAAUGAACAUGGCUGAAACUUCCAGAAAUGUUUCUGCACCGUUAGCUGAGAGUGUGCCUUCUGAUGGAAACCAAUAUAAGAUUGGCAAAAACAAUGAAAAUUCAGCUAGGUCUCAAGAUGGUGCAAAAGGAGGCGCCGCAGUUUCAAGCAAUGAAUCAGAUGAAGGUGAAUUUAGUGGCCGUGGUGCUCAAGGGGAACUGGAAGCUCCAGUUGGGGAGUCAUCUUCGAAGGCACUUGGGUCCAAGAAAAGAAAAAGAUGUGGGCGGGAAGCUGAGCUUGAUCAGAACAAGGGAACUUCACAGCAAGUUGUGGAAGUUAAGAAGGAUGAUAAUGAAGUUCAGCAGAAGGGAGACCAAAAUCCAACCUCAGUUACCAGCAAGCCUGGUGGAAAAAAUGCUAAGCAGGGACCGGAAGCGUCAGGUUCUCCUAAAGAAGAAUAUAUCCAUGUUAGAGCAAGGAGAGGCCAAGCUACAAACAGUCAUAGUCUUGCAGAAAGAGUAAGGAGGGAGAAGAUUAGUGAGAGGAUGAAGUUUCUUCAGGAUCUUGUUCCUGGUUGCAGCAAGGUGACUGGAAAAGCAGUUAUGCUGGAUGAAAUCAUUAACUAUGUGCAAUCUCUACAACGUCAGGUUGAGUUUCUAUCUAUGAAGCUGGCAACUGUGAAUCCGAGGCUGGACUUCAACAUUGAAGGGCUUCUUGCAAAAGAUAUCCUUCAGAGCCGAGCUGGUCCACCACAUCUGAAUUUUCUUCCUGAUAUCUCUAUGGCGUAUCCUCAGGUACAUCAAUCACAGCAGGGAUUAGUCCCAUCGAGUCUUCAUGGACUCGGAAGUUCCUCGGAUGCUCUUCGACGAUCCCUCAGUUCUCAAUUUACAACAGGGAGCAGUAGCCUUAAAGACCUUUCUUCUCAGGUAUCUAACGUGUGGGAAGAUGAGCUUCACAAUAUAGUUCAAAUGGGCUUAACUUCAAGUGCUCCUCUCAGUAGCCAGGAUUUAAGUGGGCCUCUUCCUCCAGGACAUGUGAAAGCCGAACGCUGACCAAAAUUUUUUUCAUCUUGACAUUGUAUUCUCAGUCAAAUUGAUUGUAAGGGUUUAUUCCCGAGGGCCUAUGUGAAUUAAAUCGACUCCUUGGUCAAGGUUAACCAAGCUGUAUUUAAAUUUGAGCCGAGCGUUCAGAAGCUCAUGGAACCUGUUCUGGUAGAAGAGCCCUUUACAAUAUUGGUUGUAAAUUAUGUUCCCGUAGAAGCCUUCAAGAAAGGAAAAUUUCUGGACCAAGGAAUGUAGAUUGUGGGAUCCGAUCCCCUGCAAAAGAAGCAGAGGAUGGUUGUAUUAGUUGAAGGGAAGAAGUGAACUGAAACUAUAGCAUCUAGUUUGUAAUCAUUUUAAGGUCUUAUAGUUCAUACUUAUUAUAUAUACUAUGAUUCUUUUGUCGAUGAAGGAACUGUUUGCCAUGUUUCCUGGUCAUCCAACUUAUCCAUCAUCUCCCAAUAUAGGAAAAUGCAUGUUAAAUUUCAAACUAAGAUGAUUCCCCAGAAAGUCAGACUAUAAAUGUUUACUUUUCUGGGAUUACUCAUGAAAAGAAAUUCUCAAUAUUAUGAUAGCGA
Oldenlandia corymbosa var. corymbosa is the source of this 3349-nucleotide messenger RNA. NCBI's taxonomy places the organism in Eukaryota, Viridiplantae, Streptophyta, Magnoliopsida, Gentianales, Rubiaceae. The record is from the annotation of a GenBank genome assembly.